AUGGCAGAAACCUCUGGGCGUAAGCUGAUCGUUGAAGUCUGCAACGCCAAGAAUUUAAUGCCGAAAGAUGGUCAAGGAACGGCGAGUGCUUAUGCCAUGGUGGACUUCGACGGGCAGAGACGGCGAACCAAGACCAAACAGAGAGAUCUCAACCCGGAAUGGGACGAGAAGCUCGAGUUUCUAGUCCAUGACAUUGAGUCCAUGGGCUCCCAGAUACUGGAAGUCAAUAUCUACAACGACAAGAAGAACAGUGGGAAACGAAGCACUUUUCUUGGCAAAGUCAAGAUCCCGGGCUCUACCUUUGUGAAAGCAGAGCCGGAGAACACACUCGUUUACUUCCCCUUGGAGAAAAGGAGCGUGUUUUCUCAGAUCAAAGGCGAGUUGGGAUUGAAGAUUUACUAUAUCGAUGAAGACCCACCAGCUGCUGCGGCGGCGGAUGACAAGAAACCGGCAGCGGAGGAGAAGCCGCCGGAAAAGCCAAAGGAGGAGGAAAAGAAGCAAGAAGAGGAGAAGCCGAAAGAGGAGAUCAAACCAGCAGAAGAAGACAAACCGAAGGAGGAGGCUAAUAAACCAGCAGAGGACAAGGCCACUGUAGCACCGGAAUCAAAAACAGAGGAAGCAGCUUCUUCAGCGGUUGCUGCUCCGCCGCCAGAGGUUGAGAACCCGCCGAUUGCUUACUCUGAGAAGCCAAAUCAUCAAGACAAGGUUGUAGAGAGGUCGACGGAUGUGAGGAUUAACGAGAUGGAGCUUCAACCAUUGGCCCGGGAUAGAAAUCGGAGCGCGUACGAUCUCGUAGUCAGGAUGCCGUUUCUUUUCGUGAAAGUUGUCAAAGCCAAAAGAGCAGACGCUACUACAAAUCCAUCGGCAUCUCUUUACGCCAAGCUUGUAAUUGGUACGCAUACCAUCAAAACCAAGACACAAAGCAGCAACAAAGAUUGGGACCAAGUCUUUGCUUUCGACAAAGAGGGUCUCAAUUCCACCUCUUUAGAAGUGUCUGUGUGGGCCGAAGAGGAGAUCAAGAAGGAAGGAGAAGAAGCUCCCACUCUUACAGAGACUAGUCUCGGAAUGGUGUCUUUCGAUUUGCAGGAGGUGCCCAAGCGAGUUCCACCGGACAGUCCUCUAGCUCCACAGUGGUACACUCUCGACUCUGAAAAGUCUCCGGGAAAUGACGUCAUGCUCACUGUCUGGAUCGGCACUCAGGCCGACGAAGCAUUCCAAGAGGCUUGGCAGUCGGAUUCCGGCGGGUUGAUACCGGAGACCCGAGCAAAGGUUUAUUUGUCUCCGAAGCUCUGGUACUUGAGAGUAACGGUCAUCCAAACCCAAGAUCUCCAGCUAGGCUCGGGAUCCGAGGCUAACAAGAAGGUUCGGAAUCCCGAACUUUCCGUGAAGGCUCAUUUCGGGGCCCAGCUUUUCAAAACGAGUAGGACCUCCGUGGGGUCCACCUUGUCGAGCUCAUCCAACCCCACCUGGAACGAAGACUUGGUUUUUGUAGCAGCCGAGCCGUUUGAGCCGUACAUGACUGUGACCGUAGAAGAUGUAAGCAACGGUCAAUCUGUGGGGCACACCAAGCUUCACGUGCCAAGCGUUGAGAAGAGAACAGACGACCGUGCGGAGCCCAAGUCCAGAUGGUUCAACUUGAUUGGUGAUGAGGCGCGUCCUUACGCCGGUAGGAUACACCUGCGGGUUUGUCUAGAAGGAGGCUAUCACGUGCUGGACGAGGCUGCUCACGUGACGAGUGACGUCAGAGCUGCGGCAAAGCAGCUGGCGAAACCUGCCAUCGGCUUACUUGAAGUCGGAAUUCGCGGGGCCACCAAUCUGCUUCCGGUCAAGGUCAAAAAUGGGAUGCGUGGGUCAACUGAUACUUACGUGGUUGCCAAAUAUGGGCCGAAAUGGGUCCGAACCCGGACGAUUCUGGACCGGUUCAACCCGCGGUGGAACGAGCAGUACACUUGGGAUGUGUACGAUCCAUGCACUGUUCUCACUAUCGGCGUCUUCGAUAAUGGAAGGUACAGGCAACCCGAACCCGAGAAAGAUAUUCGGAUCGGAAAGAUACGAGUACGGCUAUCCACUCUUGAUAUGAAUCGUGUUUACAUGAACUCGUAUUCUCUUACUGUGUUGCUUCCCGGUGGGGCUAGGAAAAUGGGGGAGAUAGAGAUAGCCGUUAGGUUUUCAUGCUCGUCGUGGCUGAGUGUGGUCCAAGCCUACAGCACCCCAAUGCUUCCGAGAAUGCAUUACGUGAAACCAAUGGGCCCGGCCCAACAAGACAUUCUACGACAUACGGCUAUGAAGAUUGUGACGGCUAGGCUGGGGAGGUCGGAGCCACCGCUGGGUCAGGAAGUGGUUCAGUUCAUGCUCGACUCGGAUACACACGUGUGGAGCAUGAGGAGAAGUAAGGCCAACUGGUUUCGGGUGGUGGCGUGUUUGUCACGUGUGGCGACACUCGCGCGGUGGAUGGAUGGGAUUCGCACGUGGCGGCAUACGCCCACGACGGUUUUGAUGCACGCGCUGCUGGUGGCUGUGGUGCUAUGCCCGCAUUUGAUACUUCCGACCGUAUUCAUGUACGUCUUCCUCAUCUUAUUGGUGAGAUUGCGGUAUCGUCAUAGAGUGCCGUCAAAUAUGGACCCUCGGAUCUCUUAUGUUGACGCCGUGAGCCCUGAUGAGUUGGACGAAGAGCUUGAUGGGUUCCCCUCCACUCGACCCGCAGACACGAUCCGAAUACGAUACGAUCGACUGCGGGCUUUAGGUGGGAGGGCCCAAACUUUGUUGGGCGACGUAGCGGCCCAAGGAGAGCGUCUGGAGGCCUUGUUUUAUUGGAGGGAUCCCAGGGCAACCGGAAUCUUUGUGGUGUUCUGUUUCUUGGCGUCUUUGGUGUUUUACGUGGUGCCGUUCAAGGCUUUUGUGUUGGGGUCAGGGUUCUAUUACUUGCGCCACCCUAGGUUCCGUCACGAUAUGCCAUCACUUUCCACCAACUUUUUUCGGCGACUUCCAUCCUCGUCUGACCAGAUCAUGUAGAUGAUCUCGGGUUUUAUUGGUGAAGAUCCAAGUUCACUGGCUCAUAAAAUGUAUUGGGUAUUUCUUUU
Fragaria vesca subsp. vesca is the source of this 3080-nucleotide messenger RNA. RefSeq lists its product as uncharacterized. Lineage: Eukaryota; Viridiplantae; Streptophyta; Magnoliopsida; Rosales; Rosaceae. The coding region runs from base 1 to 3012 and encodes 1003 amino acids. The transcript has a single exon. The record is from RefSeq and is a predicted model, not a curated record.